Messenger RNA from Cyprinus carpio (common carp), 551 nucleotides. RefSeq names its product helicase SKI2W-like. Lineage: Eukaryota; Metazoa; Chordata; Actinopteri; Cypriniformes; Cyprinidae. The record is from RefSeq and is a predicted model, not a curated record. Bases 186 to 551 code for a protein of 121 amino acids. The transcript is spliced from 5 exons.
GCAGUAAGUCCUCGCUCGGCGCACACCUAUGACGCCAUCUGUUGUCAUCCGCGGAAGCAGCUCAAACAAAAUCGUUUGUCCAUAACUAUUUUUUUAUUUUUUAUUUCACAGCGUAUUUAAAGUACAUUAAAAAUUUCCGCGCAGUUUCCUGCAGGACUGAAACUCAGUUGAUACUGCAGAGUGACAUGGACAAAACAGGCUUGCCCCCGGUGGGUCCUGAUGACUUGCCCCUGUCUCUGCUGGAGAUGGGCUGCUCGGGGAGAUUUGAGCUCAUCACACACCCCCUGCCCAAAAACAGACCCCUGCCUCCACACAGCACGCUUCCCCAUGGCCUCCCUCCUACUUGUCUGGAUCUGAAAACAGAGGUAGAGAAGCGUUUUCUGCGAGACCCUGCUUGGCUCCCGGUGCACGAUGUGGAUGAUGCCUUCCACAAGUUCCUUAAGAUAAGUGCGCGAGACAGAGAGGUGGAGUCUCUCCUGCACUGCUCACUGUCUCCACUGCACUCCGGUCUGUCUGUGGUCAGAGACCCCACCACCGGCCUUAUUCUGUAA